GUUCAUCUUUUUUCCUGCCACCCACGAGUUUGCUGUUGCUGCUCCCUUCUUCUUCUUCUUCUUCCUCUUCCUCUGCGCUCUGCCUCAACAACGACGACGAUGAUGAUGAACAGUGGUCGUGCUGUGAUGCUGCUGCGCCGCUUUGCUGGCGUCGCCACCCCCCGCCUCGUCACAUCCCCCGCCGCCCUCAGGCCACAAAUGCUUGCUCGCGCAAGCCUGAGCAUGAGCCGCAUGCACGCUUCUGCAGACGCUGCCACCGAGGAGCAAUCCAAGGAGUACAGCCCAAAGAUUGAGAACCUUGUGUCUGAGAUUUCCUCCAUGACACUGCUUGAGGUUGCUGAUCUCGUCGACGCCCUCAAGACACGUCUCAACAUUUCCGAUAUGCCCGUUGCCGCCGUCGGUGUUGCUGCUGCGCCUGCAGCUGAGGCAGCCGCCGAGCCUGUUGAGGAGAAGACGGAGUUUGAGGUGAAGCUCGUCAAGUUUGAGGACAAGGCCAAGAUCAAGGUCAUCAAGGAGGUCCGCAACAUCCUCCCAGACCUCAAGCUCGCAGAGGCGAAGAAGCUUGUUGAGGAUCUGCCGCAGACGCUGAAGCAGGAUGUGAGCAAGGAGGAUGCAGAGGCAAUCAAGAAGGCCCUGGAGGAGAUUGGCGCCAGCGUCGAGAUUGCAUAAGGCUAAGGCCGCACAUGGCACAUGCACAUAUGCACGUGGUUUGGUUUUGGCAGCGUGGUGGUGUUUUGUGCUCUUUGUGUCUGUGAGAGUGUGUUGUUGUGAGGGUGUGUACGCUCGUGUGUCGGCAAUGCCCGCCAAUGUGACCACGUGCGUGACAUCAGGUCAGCCAACACACAGCGACACCUGUAUCCUCUCUCUCUCUCUCUCUCUCUCUCUGUGUCCUCUUCCUUCGUCAGUCGCAGUCACUAUUGCCGCCCCCUCGCUGUUCCUGUGCUUUUGUUCCUCCUGCCUCUUCACCAUCUUUGCUUAAGCAUCGUCGUCUGUACAGUGUGCGUGUGUGUGUGCAUGUGUGCAUCAUGCGUGUGCAUGCGUGUGCAUGCAUGUGUGUGUGUCAGUCACAUCAAAGGAGAACACGAAAGAACGAAAGCAAAACAAGA
Messenger RNA from Salpingoeca rosetta, 1106 nucleotides. RefSeq names its product 50S ribosomal protein L7/L12. NCBI's taxonomy places the organism in Eukaryota, Choanoflagellata, Craspedida, Salpingoecidae. Gene Ontology annotation, cellular component: ribosome. The coding region runs from base 100 to 669 and encodes 189 amino acids. The transcript has 6 exons. The record is from RefSeq and is a predicted model, not a curated record. Gene Ontology annotation, biological process: translation. Gene Ontology annotation, molecular function: structural constituent of ribosome.